Messenger RNA from Gasterosteus aculeatus aculeatus (three-spined stickleback), 2197 nucleotides. RefSeq names its product membrane associated ring-CH-type finger 3 (gene marchf3). NCBI's taxonomy places the organism in Eukaryota, Metazoa, Chordata, Actinopteri, Perciformes, Gasterosteidae. The record is from RefSeq and is a predicted model, not a curated record. Gene Ontology annotation, molecular function: zinc ion binding; ubiquitin-protein transferase activity. Gene Ontology annotation, biological process: protein ubiquitination.
UAACAGGAUUAAGGGGGCGACGUGGGGAUGUGCUGCUCCCCUCGGUGAAACUCACCCUGGUGUGAUUUCCAUUUGUUUGGCCCGGCUCUUGCAUUCCCCUUCGUCUAAUCCCUCACUAUUCUCACUGCCGCUAAUCUGCAGGCAGGCUUUAGGAGGAGAAGCUUCCACACACACACGGACUGAUGGUCAGACGGGAAGCUGCUGUUUACUGUAUGGGAGUGCACGCCUUCGGCGAGUGUUUGUGGACAUCGGGCUGCCUGUAAGCCGCCUGUUGGAGAGCAGCUUGUUGACCGGCGCCCAUUGGCUUAUUGUACGUGUGAUAGGCUCUGCUCUGAGACGGAUCAGUGCUUUGCAGGGGCUCGGGCUGCUGCGUUUGGGGUAAACAGGGAUCUUGCCAUGAAGAGCACUUGAUAUCAUGCAUUUUAUUUCAAGCAUGGUGAGCAGCAGGAGGACUCGAGGCGACUGUGUGCUGUGAGUCCUGUGGUUUAAACCACUAAUGUAGAAGAACGGAAGCUCUGGUGUUUGUUUUAUGAGCAGGAGGGACCUUUCUGUUGGAUUAGCCAGAGAAGUCAUGCUCGUGGCAUGAGCGAAUGGCCCCUCAUGGAGCAGACAUGACAGCAGAGGAUCCCCCCCCACCAUGGGUCCCCGGCCCUGUCGGGGAGGUCAAAUUAAUGCCCGAGGAGGGACUCAACAGCUGCAGCCCAGACGUGACACACUUCCACACAGACACGCCCGGUCAGGAGUGCACAGCAACCACAGACAGGGAGGAGCCGUUUUGCAGGAUCUGCCACGAGGGCACGGCCUCGGGGGAGCUGCUAUCCCCCUGCCAGUGCUGCGGUAGCCUGGCCAUGGUGCACCGGGCCUGCCUGGAGCACUGGCUCACGGCCUCCAACAGCAGCCACUGUGAACUCUGCCACCACCAGUUUGCACUGGAGCGCCUGCCAAAGCCCCUCGCGGAGUGGCUGUGUUCUCCGUCCAUGCAGCAGCAGAGGAGGACGCUGUGGGGCGACGCCGUGUGUUUCCUCUUCAUUACGCCACUGGCCGGCCUGUCGGGGUGGCUGUGUGUUCAGGGAGCCACUGAGCUCUACUACACCAACAGCAUGGAGGCCCUGGGGCUGCUGGUCCUCACGCUGGCCCUCUUCAGCAUAUAUGUCUUCUGGACCCUGGUAUCUGUGCGCUAUCACAUGAAUUUGUUCCAGACGUGGAAGACGACCAACAAGAGGGUGAGAUUGCAGAUUCCCUCACUCGCCCACAGCAGACCUUCCCAACAGAGCCGGUCCAUAAACACCUUCUGCAAAGGCACCAACAAAGAGACCAUGGUGUAGACCGUCAACACGACGAGGAGGGCGACGCAGCCAAAGACUGGACUAAUCCUGAGGGAUUGUCACCUUCUGCUAGAACAAUUACGGCAUCAAAUUUAAGACAUCGCAAAACCUUUGAGUGCGUCUGCGGGCGAGGAAAACUCUUGAUCUUGUCAGUCCUUCCGAAUCAGAAGAGAAAUCAUGGUUAUUGACUUUUUUUUUUACAGUGACAAUCAUAAUUUCCAGGAGAUAAAACACUUUGGAUUGACAAUGCAGUUUGUUUCCUCCCCAUGGCAUAAGAGAUUACCAAUUGUUCUAUAAACGACAUUUAGACCUAAAUUUUAGAGGCUUUUUGAAUCACAGGUUCUGAUCCAGGCCCGCCACGGAAAAGUGUCGUCUUAGUUUAGGUCGGCAAUCCAGAUACCUAAAGCUGUGUGUACAGGUAUAUGCCCGUUCAUGGAUGUAAUGGUGUACAGCCACAUGAUAAAUGGGUUAAACAAGGUAUGGAUUUAAACCGCGGUCAGCAGCCCUGCUAGGUUUGCGGUCUCGGGGGGAGGAAUCAGGGUAAUGUAAUAGUGAUUAAAGGACAGGAAGCCUGCCAAGAGAAGCAGAGGCAGCAUCUUUAUUCAGUCUGCAGCCACGUUGGCAUUGCUGUACGCAACUAUUCAGCAGACCAUGUUCACUGUCUUACUAAAAUGCUGGACUAGUCAAACUUAUGAUCAGCCUUCAUGCCGUCUUUCUCCAACAUCGCACAUUUUACGUUACUGGCAGAUGGGUCAGCUGUAUCAUAAGAAAAUAGGGUAAUGUUUUGUAAAGAUUGUAUUUGAGUUGAAUGGAAAUCAUGAGAAAUUAUUUUGGUCAUGUGUCAACCAUCCCUUAAAGUCAUGCUACUGAAA